UCUCUGUCGUAGGAGAGAAACAAUCUCGAAAAUUACAUUUUGAAUGGCAAACCGAUGUGUAUUCCAUGGUUUUUCCUGAUCAGUAUCCUUUAUUUAAUAUCAUUGAAAAGAGUCGUUAGAGAGAUGAAUCGUCUAGGAAUGAUAAUAGAUUUGUCACACACUUCCGUCCAAACGCAGAAGGACGCCAUGAGAGUAUCACGUGCCCCCGUGAUUUUCAGCCAUUCGUCGGCUUACGCUUUGUGUAAUCAUGCAAGGAAUGUGAAUGACGAAGUCCUAAACUUAACAAGAGAAAACAAAGGCCUUGUAAUGAUCAACUUUUACAGAGGUUUUAUAAAUUGUACGGGCUCUAACAGUAGUAUAUCUGAAAUUGCUGAUCACAUUGAAUAUAUAAAGGAUUUGAUUGGUGUUGAUUACGUUGGAAUUGGUGCGGAUUAUGACGGAGUGCCUGAGUAAAUAUCUUUUUAAAUAAUAAAGAUCAUGAUUAUUAUAACAAUUUGAAAACAAAAAUAA
Saccostrea cuccullata (small rock oyster) is the source of this 510-nucleotide messenger RNA. RefSeq names its product dipeptidase 1-like. Lineage: Eukaryota; Metazoa; Mollusca; Bivalvia; Ostreida; Ostreidae. Gene Ontology annotation, biological process: proteolysis. The record is from RefSeq and is a predicted model, not a curated record. Bases 55 to 453 code for a protein of 132 amino acids. Gene Ontology annotation, molecular function: metallodipeptidase activity. The transcript is spliced from 4 exons.